AUAAACAGUGUCGUGUCAUCAACCUACAUUCUGAUUCUGACUGAAAAUUGGACCACUGUGUUUUUUAUUCUCUCCGUGAAACAUUCCAGUCACUAACCUUCAAUAUGCGUGAAAUUGUACAUCUCCAGGCUGGUCAGUGUGGUAACCAAAUCGGUGCCAAGUUUUGGGAAGUCAUUUCUGAUGAGCAUGGAAUUGACCCCACUGGUACCUACCACGGCGACUCUGAUCUUCAGUUAGAAAGAAUCAACGUGUACUACAAUGAAGCAACUGGUGGCAAAUACGUUCCACGUGCAGUCCUGGUUGAUUUGGAACCAGGUACCAUGGACUCGGUCCGAUCUGGUCCUUUCGGACAAAUUUUCAGACCAGACAACUUUGUAUUCGGUCAGAGUGGUGCUGGUAACAACUGGGCCAAAGGUCACUACACAGAAGGUGCAGAGUUGGUAGAUUCUGUAUUAGAUGUUGUCCGCAAAGAAGCAGAGAGUUGUGAUUGCCUACAGGGCUUUCAGUUGACUCACUCUCUUGGUGGCGGUACUGGUUCUGGUAUGGGCACCCUACUCAUCAGCAAAAUCCGCGAAGAAUACCCAGAUCGCAUAAUGAACACAUUCAGUGUUGUACCAUCACCAAAAGUAUCAGACACUGUUGUUGAACCAUAUAAUGCAACCCUUUCAGUCCAUCAGCUUGUUGAGAACACCGAUGAAACCUACUGUAUUGACAAUGAAGCCCUCUACGAUAUCUGCUUCCGUACUUUGAAACUCACCACUCCUACUUAUGGUGAUUUGAACCAUUUGGUGUCGGCAACCAUGAGUGGUGUGACCACCUGUCUGCGAUUCCCUGGCCAAUUGAACGCUGAUCUCCGUAAAUUGGCUGUCAACAUGGUACCAUUCCCACGUCUCCAUUUCUUCAUGCCUGGUUUCGCUCCAUUGACCAGUCGUGGUAGCCAGCAAUACCGUGCACUCACCGUACCAGAGUUAACCCAACAAAUGUUCGAUGCCAAGAAUAUGAUGGCUGCUUGUGACCCACGUCAUGGUCGUUAUCUCACAGUGGCUGCAAUCUUCCGUGGACGUAUGUCCAUGAAAGAAGUUGACGAGCAGAUGUUGAAUGUCCAGAACAAGAACAGCAGCUACUUCGUUGAAUGGAUCCCCAACAACGUAAAGACCGCCGUCUGUGACAUCCCACCCCGUGGUCUCAAGAUGUCUGGUACCUUCAUUGGUAACAGCACUGCCAUCCAAGAGCUCUUUAAGCGUGUAUCUGAGCAGUUCACCGCUAUGUUCCGUCGUAAGGCUUUCUUGCAUUGGUACACUGGUGAAGGUAUGGAUGAGAUGGAAUUCACUGAAGCCGAAUCCAACAUGAAUGACUUGGUAUCUGAAUACCAACAAUACCAGGAUGCAACAGCUGAAGAAGAGGGUGAAUUUGAUGAGGAGGAAGGUGAAGAUGAAGAAGCUGCAUAAAUAAUGGAUAUGCAUUCUCCUGCACCAUCAUUUCUACUUGGAUAACUUUGUUACGAUUCUCAAAUAAAAAUAAAACAGUUGUCUGCAAUAUAUACAUUAUAGGUUAAUUGUCAACCACUUGGUUCAUUUAGACAAGUGUGAAUUAAAGUGCCUUAUUUCAGUGACAA
Molecule: messenger RNA, 1615 nt
Organism: Saccoglossus kowalevskii
Lineage: Eukaryota; Metazoa; Hemichordata; Enteropneusta; Harrimaniidae
Product: tubulin, beta 2C-like
Biological process (GO): microtubule-based process
Cellular component (GO): microtubule
Molecular function (GO): GTP binding; GTPase activity; structural constituent of cytoskeleton
Source: RefSeq, marked validated